Molecule: messenger RNA, 2471 nt
Organism: Branchiostoma floridae (Florida lancelet)
Lineage: Eukaryota; Metazoa; Chordata; Leptocardii; Amphioxiformes; Branchiostomatidae
Product: zinc finger protein 260-like
Exons: 1
Coding region: 6-2060 (684 amino acids)
Biological process (GO): regulation of transcription by RNA polymerase II
Cellular component (GO): nucleus
Molecular function (GO): RNA polymerase II transcription regulatory region sequence-specific DNA binding; DNA-binding transcription factor activity, RNA polymerase II-specific
Source: RefSeq, a predicted model, not a curated record
UACAUAUGAGAGGACACACGGGGGAGAACCCCUACAAGUGUGAGCAGUGCGACUAUUCCUCUGCACGGAAGAAUCAUCUAAGGAAACAUGUAGUUGAGAAACAUGCAGGUGAGAAACCCUACAAAUGUGACCAGUGCGAAUUUUCUUCUGUGUGGAAAAAGAGUUUAGACCUACACAUGGCACGACACACUGGUGAGAAGCCCUUCAUGUGUGGAGAGUGCAAGUAUCGGACGGCUGCUAGGUCUGACCUAGCCAAACAUAUGAGAAAACAUACCGGUGAGAAACCUCACAAAUGUGACAAGUGCGACUAUGCCUCUGCGUCGAAGGAUGAUCUAAGGAAACACAUGUUCAAACAUACUGGUGAUAAACUAGAUGGUUUCCAGCCAGUCUUGGGAGAAAACCACACCACCACUAGAGUGGGUACAGAGACAGAUGCUAGCCUGGAUACAGUAACAGUUGGAAGUCGGGCAGUUAAUGGUGCCUUCCCUGUAGAUGCGGGUUCUGUACACAAGACAACAGAGAAGUCAUACAAUUGUGACGAGUGCGACUUUUCUUCGCCUUUUAGAAGAAAUUUGAGCAUACACAGGGCUAGACACACCAAACCCUACAUGUGUGGAGAGUGUGAGUACAGGACCGCUUACAGAUCUGCCCUAUCCCUACACAUGAGAAAUCACACGGGUGAGAGACCUUACAAAUGUGGACACUGUAAUAUUUCGUUUAAGCAGAAAAAGAGCUUAGACCGACAUUUGGCUACGCAUACCGGUGAGAGACCUUACACGUGUAAUAAGUGCGAAUACAAGACGGCUGACAAGUCUGGCCUAUCCCAACAUAUGAAGCAACACACCGGUGAGAAACCCUAUAAAUGUGACCAGUGUGACUAUUCUGCCCUGCAAAAAUGCCUCUUAGAUCAGCAUAUGGCAAAACACACCGGUGAGAAACCCUACUUGUGUGAGAAGUGCGGGUUUAGGACGGCGAACAGCUUCUGCCUCUCCAAUCACAUGACCACACACACCGGUGAGAGACCCUACAAAUGUGACCAGUGCGAUUUCGCUGCGGGACAGAAACCCACUUUACAGCGGCAUAAGCUCAGACACACUGGCGAGAAACGCUACAAGUGUGGGGAGUGCGAGUACAGGACGAUCACCAGAUCCAACCUUUCUGUGCAUAUGAGACAGCAUACAGGUGAGAAACCCUACAAAUGUGAGCAUUGCGACUAUUCUGCUGCACAGAAAGGCCUAUUAAACCAACACAUGGCCAAACACACCGGUGAGAGACCCUACGUGUACAGGGAGUGCAGGUUCAUGUGUGAGAAAUGCGGAUACAUGGCUGCUAAGAUGUCUGACUUAUCGAGACACAUGAGAAAACAUACAGGUGAAAGGCCCUACAAAUGCGACCAGUGCGACUAUUCUGCUGCCCAGAAAGACACCUUAAACCGACACAUGUCAACACACACUGUUGAAAAAAACAACAUUUACAAGUGUGAAGAGUGUGACUAUCGGACGGAUGGCAGGUACAAGCUGUCAGCACAUGUCAGGAAACACACAGGUGAGAAACCCUACAAAUGUGACUUGUGCGACUAUUCUGCUGCACUGAGAAAGGCUUUAAACCGACAUAUUUUAACACAUACAGGUGAAAAAAACCGCAAGUAUAAGUGUGAGGAGUGUGAUUUCAGGACGGAUGGCAAGUCUAAGCUGACAGAACAUGUGAGAAAACACACCGGUGAGAAACCCUACAAAUGUGACAUUUGCAACUAUUCUGCUGCAUGGAAACUAAGUUUAGCUGCACACCUAAGGAAACAUACCGGUGAGAAGCCCUACAAAUGUGACUUAUGCGACUAUUCUGCUGCAGUGAAAAGACGUUUAGAUCAGCACAUGACCAAGCACACUGGCACGAGUCCCUACGUGUGUGAGGAAUGUGGUUACGGGACAGUUAGCAAGUCGCACUUAACCAUACACCUAAGAAAACAUACCGGCGAGAAACCCUACAAAUGUGACAUGUGUGACUAUUCAGCUGCACAUGCAAACAGUCUAAAACUGCACAAGAAGAAACACACAAGUUAGACACCAUGUGUGGCCAGUGUGGGGAGUAUAUGUCGGUAGAUUAAACUAAUAUCGGAAAACAUGUGUACUAAUGAAUAGUAGUAAUAAAAUUCCAAGGUCAAAGUAGAAGCUGUGAGGACAAAAAUUAAACCAUGAUGAAAACGUACUAUACCAUGCUUUGUGAGUUCAGUCAUUAGUUUAGCCUUCCUGACCACUUAGACUUCAUAAUGAUGGCAACGUUUGUUUGAAAAAAAAAUCAUUCGCACGCUAGUACCGGUUUUGGGGUUCCCAGAGGAUGUCAUCCAUAUAAUCAAGUUAACAUGGCCUUUGGUAAAGUUAAGCUCUGCAUAAAGUAGCUUACCAACACAGAUGAACGUCCGUGCUAUAAUUGGUGUGCUAUAAAAUUACUCCUCUUGAAAAAAAAAAGAUUUC